AUGAGAUCAUCUCCAUAUAGCACAAAUCCAAACAAAGGGAAACAGCGAGCACCUCCACGGAAAAAGGCAUGUCAGAAUUGCACCAAAUCCAAAGUACGAUGUGGACUGGAAAAGCCUAUCUGUUCGCGAUGCAGGUCGAAAGGCCGCAGUUGCCAAUAUCCGCCAGGGCGCGUCGCUGCACCUGGGAUUGGGGUCACCGGUACCGCUAACGACGCAGGAGAAGACUAUACACCACUUCUUGAUAUACAGGGAUUCGCAGACACCGCUAUAGCUCCAGAAACAGUGUCUUUGAUUCCCGAAUCCGGUCCAGCUGCGGCUUUCAGGUCUCCUCGUGCUCGAGUUGUAACCAGCGGACAGACUAGACGCCUCGGUCUCGUUUUUAAAGAUAUUGACUUGACUCCUAGUUUAAAUGCAGUAGAUAUCCGGGACAGAUGGCUGAGACCGUAUCUCCUCCCUCCUCUGGGACGAGAUGAGAUUCCCAAGGCCUACCACCCCUUUACGUUGCAAUACAUUUCCGUUAUCCUCAAGACAUAUCCACGUUAUAUGCUGAAGGAUGGCGGAUUCCCGCCAAUUAUACAUCAUACGCAAGUCAAUACGAAUCAUAUGCCACAAUCUCUGGCGAACUGCUACAGCCUUGUCCGAAUGUGGGAGCAAGCCGCGCCAGGAAGCGAGACGAUGGUGAUGGGCACUGUGGAGGCGGAAAUGGAAAGACUGGCAAGUGAGACAAUGAGUCAACAUGACUACGACCUCCUGUGUUCCUUCCAAGCCUACCUUGUCUAUACCAUCUUGAUGUACUUUAGCCCUCUCGGCAACGUCUCCGCAGUUACCGAUAAAACCAUGAUGACCUUAAUGGAGCUUGCCUUUCGUACUGCUCAGAAUGGCCUAUUCUGCACGGCGGAGAUUACUCAUACACGACCGAGUUGGGAAUCCUGGAUCGUGGUCUCGGCCAAACGUCGUGCCAUCUAUACGAUGUACUUGCUCAGCAGUGUUUACAAUUCGGAUCGUGGUCUACCAAAUUUUGUGGCAGACGAGAUGAAGGGGGUCUAUGUCCCCGAAAGCAGGGUACUAUGGGAAGCCACAGACCGAGGAGUAUGGGAAAAGGAGUAUGAUCGGCACCUCCUGGAAUGGGAAGAUGGGAUGCUGGAAAUAUCGGAGUUAUGGCGAUCAGCCGAGACUCGGUCGACUGAACGACGGGAAAGGAUCGGAAAAUGGGUUCGAGGGGUGGACGAGUUUGGUAUGAUGUUGUUCGCGGUCUGCGCGCAUAUCCAUGGCCGCUAA
Messenger RNA from Aspergillus viridinutans, 1278 nucleotides. Its product is annotated as Zn(II)2Cys6 transcription factor domain-containing protein. Gene Ontology annotation, biological process: regulation of DNA-templated transcription. The transcript is spliced from 2 exons. Bases 1 to 1278 code for a protein of 425 amino acids. The record is from RefSeq and is a predicted model, not a curated record. Gene Ontology annotation, molecular function: DNA-binding transcription factor activity, RNA polymerase II-specific; zinc ion binding. Lineage: Eukaryota; Fungi; Ascomycota; Eurotiomycetes; Eurotiales; Aspergillaceae.